This is a messenger RNA of Suillus fuscotomentosus, 829 nucleotides long. RefSeq names its product small GTPase superfamily. The transcript is spliced from 5 exons. NCBI's taxonomy places the organism in Eukaryota, Fungi, Basidiomycota, Agaricomycetes, Boletales, Suillaceae. The coding region runs from base 81 to 650 and encodes 189 amino acids. Gene Ontology annotation, cellular component: plasma membrane. Gene Ontology annotation, molecular function: GTP binding; GTPase activity; GDP binding. The record is from RefSeq and is a predicted model, not a curated record. Gene Ontology annotation, biological process: small GTPase-mediated signal transduction.
UGGUCUCUCCAUCGUGCUCCCCCUUCUUCGUCUCUCUCUUCCACUUCUCUCGUUUAUUUCAUAUACACUAUCUUGUUAAUAUGGCUGCCAACACUUUGAGGAAGAGAAAAAUCGCAGUUCUAGGUUCCCGUUCAGUUGGCAAAUCUUCUCUUGUCAUACAGUUCAUCGAGAACCAUUUUGUUGAUGCAUACUAUCCAACCAUCGAAAGCACCUUUUCGAAAGGUGUAGCUUAUAGAGGCAUAGAAUAUGACUGUGACAUCAUCGACACCGCUGGCCAGGACGAAUACUCGAUUCUCAAUUCUAAACAUGCAAUUGGUAUUCAUGGCUACGUCCUCGUGUACUCAGUCACCUCAAGACGAUCUUUCGAUAUGAUCAAAAUCGUAUACGACAAAAUCGUCGAUUUUUGUGGCAAAAACGACAUCCCAUGCGUGAUCGUUGGCGCUAAAACUGAUUUACAGUCGAGUAGACAGGUGCCUCCAAAUGAAGGGGAAGAGCUUGCAAAACUCAACAAUGCUGCUUGGGUCGAGACGAGCGCGAAGAAUAAUGUCAACGUCGGCAAAGUCUUCGAACUAUGUCUUGCGGAGAUUGAGAAACGAUCACCGUCUAGCAAAACGGAUCAGCCAGAAGCAAGCAGGUGUCUUAUUAUGUGAUAGACGCGACUCGGCCGUCCCUGGUCACCUUGCUGUCAUGCUCUCCGGUUACCCAGUCUCCCUUCAUACCCUGAGCCACUCAUUUUUUCCUUGCACAAGUAUUUCCUUCCGUUCCCUAGGAGUUCUUCAUCUUAUCCGAUUUCUCCUUCGGGUUAGACUGUUUCUAUAUAAUCCGCUAC